This is a messenger RNA of Prosopis cineraria, 2750 nucleotides long. RefSeq names its product meiosis-specific protein ASY3. Bases 173 to 2479 code for a protein of 768 amino acids. Lineage: Eukaryota; Viridiplantae; Streptophyta; Magnoliopsida; Fabales; Fabaceae. The record is from RefSeq and is a predicted model, not a curated record. Gene Ontology annotation, biological process: meiotic cell cycle. The transcript has 12 exons.
UUUGUUAGUUCAUUCCCUCUUCCACUUCCACGGCCUUUUGAUAUUACGCGGUUCGUUGAAUCCAAAUUUCGAAUUCCAAAGUGAAGAUUUCCAGUGAUCAGGGCGGAGUAACACUGAGUCUGUUAAUGGUGCUCGUGCUUGUACGCCAUCAUAGCCGAAACUGCAACGAUGGAUGUCGAAGCGCAUCAGAAUUUGCAUGAAAGAAGCAAUAUCAUGGAUUCAUGAAUUUAAACUGCAUAUUCAGGGGCAAACCGGUGAUUGCCGAAGUUUUGGCAGCAACAUAUGUCCAUCUAGCCAAUCCAGGAAAGUCUCCAUAGGAGUAAUGGUAAAUUCUGUGGCCACAACAAGACAUGAAGCCACGAAAGGAAAUGAGGUUAAUAUGACCAAUACGGAAAAGGUAAUCUCUAACGUCGGAAAUUUCAAUGGUGAGAAAGGCAAGGUAGAAGGAACGACAGCUUCCUUUAACAUGAAGCCAAUUGUUCCAGAAGAGGUGAAGUGUUCUCGAAUCACUAAAUCCUUUUACCAAAGAACACCCAAUUUUGAGACCAUUCUUCAAACAAACCAAGCCUCCAAUUUACUAGUCUUUACUAGGAAACAGGACAAACCUGAUGAGGUUGAUACUUCAAUUUUUCAUUCCAAUGAUCUUAACCAGAAGAAAUUUGAUGGGACGACCAGCAAAAGAAAGGGAAGGAAGGAAAGAACCACUGGUACGGUAGAGGAUGAGUUUACGUUCAACACGGCACGCGAAGUGAUCAAGUCUGACAAAACCAAGCCAGACGACAGAAAAACCGAAAAGAGAACAGAAGAUUUGAAGAUGAAGCUUUGGGAAAUAUUGGGAACCACUUCUUCUCCCAAGACUAGGCGCUCAGGUUCUAAGACCUCUAACAUGGAUGAGGAGAUCGUGCUGCCCGGGCAGCGUUUUGAUCAGGGGGAUGAUAAAUUUGUUAAGACCAGACAGCAGUCGGAUACAAUAGAAACCGAUUCUGAAAAUCCUGAUCAUACUAAUAAGAGACCUGCAACGCGUUCUUUGAGCCGAAAGAGAGCGUCAGCUAAAAUGCAACCUCCAAAAACAAAGAGUGCUCCGUCUCCGAGAGGCAAAAAGAAGCAACAAGCAAAAGGAAUUUUCUCUCCCAGUGAACAGUGGACUCGGAGGCAAACCGUUUAUCUGCAUGGGGUUUCCCAAAUUCCUUUGAGUGAAAAGGAUCAAAGACAGAAUGCACGUCAAAAUUGCGCCAAACAAAAUGAAGCAGCAGAUAAAUUUUGUAAAGAAACUUCAAAGGCUGAUGAACAACUGUGUGAUGAGGAAGCAUCUUCGCUUAGGGAAAAAAUGGGACGAUUUCGUAGUUUCUCACCCGAUCAUCACAAAGAUUAUCCUCAGACUCGGAAAAUAAUCCCAGAAAAAGAAUUGUGCCAGUCACCAAUAACAAAAAUAAUAGACAAACAUGAAGGACUCGAGGGAUCAGCAAAUGGAAACCAACAGGAGCAUAGUAGUCCAGUUGCCGAGGAUGCUGCUGAUCCAAAAGAUACUUUUCAAAGUCCUACGUUUGGACUUAAGACACCUACAUUAAGUUCUUCGCCGGGCUCAACUCCAAAAACGAGCAAGCAGACCUUGGAGCGAGACUGUGACAGACAAUGUGCACAGAAGCAGUGUUCUAACGUGGAUGAGCUCAAGAGUUCUCUUCCUACAGAAGCGGCAUUUUUUGUGAAAGGGAAAGAUGCACAGGAGCGCUUAACUGAUUCAUCAUUCGAAGAGAGAAGGUUUCUCAAGAAGAGAGAGGGUUUGAGAGACAGACAUGCUUCUGAUGCGCAGGAAACUUCUAUGCUUCAUUCAAAUAAAAGGCUGCGUAGUCAUGAAGGAGUCAAAUUCAACGACAAUAGUCCUCCUUCACUCUCUUCGAAAGGGGCAGGAGAAAAUGAUUCGAUCCCUGAAGCUUCUGAGCACACUCAAGAUGGAUUUGUAAGGGCUGUUGAACUGUUUGCCUUGGAAUUAGGAAAGCUAAAGAGCAAAAUUAAGUCAGUGGCAAGUAGGAAAUCCUCAGAAAUUCUAACAUCUGUUGCCGAAGACAUGAAACUGCAGCUGAAGAAUGUUCAUUUCCAGAUUGAAGACGACGUCGAGAAACAUACAAAUCUCUUCGAGUCAAAGAGAAAACGGUUGGAGACAAGAUUUGAAGAUCAGCAGAAACAGCUGUGGUUGAUUCACGAAAAAUUCAAAGAAGAGAUUAGUCUGUAUAUCCAGGACUGCAGAAGCGCUAUUGAAGGUCUGGAAGCAGAACGGAUAGAGAUCAAGGGAGCCCUGGAAAAACAAAGGGCAUCGCAUAGAAAGCUUCUGUCGCAAGUUGAAAAAGGAGUGGAGAUCCAACUCAGCGAUGCUCAAACGAAAAUCACAGCUAUCCAGGAGUCGGCAAGGGGAAAAUUAAUCCAACUGAAGCACAUUACAGCGAUGUGCUUGAAAGAUGAUAUUUUAAAGCGAUGUGAAUAGUGAAUACCGGGGGACAAAAAGAAAAGAAGAAAGAAGCAAGGCGUGAUCAUUGUCCAUAUGCUUGCAAGUGAGGAACAUUAUCCGAAAGUGAGCGGGGCCUUUAGAUGUCAUUAGAUUGUUAGGACCACUGUUAUUAGAUUCAACAUCCGACUAAAGUUUUAUUGUUCCAUUUUCUGUAUUAAAUUUAAAUCUGGACUAACCUAAAAUGUUGAGUGAUCUGGAUAACUUGUAAACAUAACCUUCUCUCUUGUUUUUUUUUUUUAGGGAACAU